Molecule: messenger RNA, 561 nt
Organism: Ctenocephalides felis (cat flea)
Lineage: Eukaryota; Metazoa; Arthropoda; Insecta; Siphonaptera; Pulicidae
Gene: crim
Exons: 4
Coding region: 73-546 (157 amino acids)
Biological process (GO): sleep; positive regulation of voltage-gated potassium channel activity; regulation of synaptic transmission, cholinergic
Source: RefSeq, a predicted model, not a curated record
GUGACAUCUGAAAAAUAAUUAAACUAAUUUUAAUAAACUUAUACAUACAAUAUUAAGUAUAUAAAUUCUGCAAUGAUUAAAUUAUUGAUUUUAUGUUUUCUUGUUUUGAAUUUACUUUCAGAAGGCUUAGCUAUUUACUGUUAUCGUUGCACAAGUGCUACGCCAGGAUGUGGAUCGCCAUUUAAUUGGCGAGGAAUUGGUUACUUGGGUCAACAAUGUCCUGAGGAUAAUGAUAUUUGCGUUAAACUUACUGAAAGAAAAGGAGCUACUGAGACUAUUACCCGAGAUUGUCUCAGUGCCUUAAAAGCAUUCCGAACAGAUAUUCCAGCAGAUAAUUAUGAAGGUUGUCGUCCUUCAGUUAUUGAUGAAAAAUUAGCAAAUUAUGUCAACAAUUCUAUUAAGGAACUAGAUAUAAAAAGAAACUAUUAUGAUUCUACAACGUGGUGCUUUUGUUUCCUGGAUCAUCGAUGUAAUAAAUCAUCUACACUUACGGUCUCUAUUCUUCUAUUAUUUGUGAUGUUCCUUGUAAACAAGUUUCUUAAUUAGUUUUGAUUAUUUAAU